Entelurus aequoreus (snake pipefish) is the source of this 1065-nucleotide messenger RNA. It is a transcript of the gene qdpra, whose product is annotated as quinoid dihydropteridine reductase a. Gene Ontology annotation, cellular component: cytoplasm. The record is from RefSeq and is a predicted model, not a curated record. Lineage: Eukaryota; Metazoa; Chordata; Actinopteri; Syngnathiformes; Syngnathidae. The transcript has 7 exons. Gene Ontology annotation, molecular function: NADPH binding; NADH binding; 6,7-dihydropteridine reductase activity. Gene Ontology annotation, biological process: tetrahydrobiopterin biosynthetic process; L-phenylalanine catabolic process. Bases 105 to 815 code for a protein of 236 amino acids.
CACCCACCUGUUGCUGUGCCGGGGGAAACGCCUCCUUGCUGCCGCCUUCACUCUCUGCUCAGCAGCCUGUGUCUGUCCUGCCUCGGCUCGUCCCACAAGAAGCAAUGUCUGCGAACAAGGUGGUAGUUUACGGCGGAAGAGGAGCGCUGGGCUCCAAGUGUGUCCAGCAUUUCAAGUCCAAAGGAUGGUGGGUCGCCAGCAUUGACUUGGCUGCCAACGAGGAAGCGAACGAGAACGUGAUUGUCAAGUUGACAGACUCCUUCUGCGAGCAGGCCGGUCAGGUCACAACAGACAUCGGCCAGCUGCUCGGGGAGCAGAAAGUUGACGCCAUUCUGUGUGUGGCGGGUGGAUGGGCAGGAGGAAACUGCAGUUCUAAAGAUUUGUACAAAAACUCAGAUCUGUUGUGGAAACAAAGCGUGUGGACCUCCACCAUCUCCAGCCACCUGGCAGCUCUGCACCUGAAACCAGGCGGUCUGUUGACUUUGGCAGGGGCCAAACCCGCUCUGUCAGGGACCGGAGGCAUGGUGGGGUAUGGGAUGGCCAAGGCCGCCGUGCACCAGCUGUGUCAAAGUCUGGCCACCAAAAACAGCGGGAUGCCUUCAGGGGCCGUGACGGUCGCCAUCUUGCCCGUUUCCUUGGAUACGCCCAUGAGCAGGAAGUCCAUGCCCGACGCCGACUUCGGCGCGUGGACACCGCUAGAGUACAUUACUGAAAUGUUCUUCAAGUGGGCCUCGGGCGCCGACAGGCCGGCGUCUGGAAGCCUGAUGCAGCUGCUCACCUCCGGAGGGGAAACCCGUGCCGUGGUUGCGCCGUAGAGGACGGCCGAGAGCGCCGCUGUGGCGACAGCAGCCCCAGGACGGCGAGGAGAUAGCAAUGACGGGGAUCAUGCAGGUGGUCAGGUGGGUGGGGGCAGGUACAUGGAGGACAACGGCGCCAUCUAGCUGUGAGUCAUAAAAACACAUUACCUUGUGACGUCCUUGUCAAAUAAAAUGAGCAAAAUGGGGUUUUGCUGUACUGGGCCACAACAUUAGGUACCCAAAUAAAAAUGUGCAUUUUCCAAAGUCA